AUGCGAAACCUAGAAUGGGACGAAAUGGGAGCGAAGGAUGAUGGUCGGCAGCUACACUACUUGCGCUUUGUUGAUGACAUCGUACUGAUAACAUUCAGCAGCCAAGCGGAACGAACGCUGACCGAAUUCGACGAAACAUGUGGAUGCAUCGACCUUCAGCUGAAUCUGCUAAAGACGAUGUUCACGCAGCGCAUGGGUCUCGGAUGUCCCAUUCACGCUCAACGGAACGAACAUAUCCGAAUGCACCAGCUACGUUUAUCUGGGUCGGGAGUUGAACAUGAUGAACGACCUGACCUCGAGCUGGGCAGGAGGAGACGAGCGCCUUGGGGAGCGUAUAAGAGCAUCGAGGAUGUAGUGAAGAAGACUAGGAACACCCGGCUCACCUCCUCAACACCACAGUGUUUCCUGCUCUGA
Molecule: messenger RNA, 414 nt
Organism: Necator americanus (New World hookworm)
Lineage: Eukaryota; Metazoa; Nematoda; Chromadorea; Rhabditida; Ancylostomatidae
Exons: 1
Coding region: 1-414 (137 amino acids)
Source: RefSeq, a predicted model, not a curated record